This is a messenger RNA of Cylindrotheca closterium, 453 nucleotides long. NCBI's taxonomy places the organism in Eukaryota, Bacillariophyta, Bacillariophyceae, Bacillariales, Bacillariaceae. The record is from the annotation of a GenBank genome assembly.
AUGAGUAGCUUGUCAGGGAAAUCAUUUGAGAGAUUGAUCUCUCCUAGACCUCCAAAGGUCCAGAAGGAAGAAAUCAACGUGUCCACCGGGGACCCAGGUGAAGAGUUGUCUACAGGAACAUUCCAUGAGGUUCACCGUACGGACAAGGAAUCGCCAAGCACUUUGACUGGAUUCUCAGUGAUCGCCAAGCCAAAAGGAAACCGAUCCCCCGCUGCCAGUGUAUCUUCUGCGCAUGGAGGGGCUACCAGAUUCAGCUCUCGAAUCCGAAAGAAGAUCUCAUCUCAGAAGGACACCUACACGUCGGUAGCCCGUCACCAACCAGACGAGAACAAUACAAUUGAGCCAGACGACGAGGAACCCCUGGAUUUGGAUGACAACGAAGCAAUCACGGAUAUUGAAAUGGCAGAGUGUUGGAAUUGCUCUCUUGGAGACCAUUCAUUAGAAACUCCUUGA